Messenger RNA from Abrus precatorius (Indian licorice), 1258 nucleotides. Its product is annotated as probable pectinesterase 15. Bases 35 to 1258 code for a protein of 407 amino acids. The transcript is spliced from 5 exons. Gene Ontology annotation, molecular function: pectinesterase activity. The record is from RefSeq and is a predicted model, not a curated record. Lineage: Eukaryota; Viridiplantae; Streptophyta; Magnoliopsida; Fabales; Fabaceae. Gene Ontology annotation, biological process: cell wall modification.
CACAAACAUACUAACCAAUUCAUAAAGCUAAAACAUGAGAUUCAACAGAACCCUCUUUUGGCUUUCUGGCUUUGUCAUUUUUUUCUUUUCUAUCAUAAUUGUUCAUUACACCACGCCACCUUCCUUCACCGCUACCACUGCCAUUAGUCCUCAACGUAGUUUCAGUUUCCACCUUGGUAUAUUCUCUAAGAUCAUUAAGCUUAGUGGCGCUCAAGACUUUGUCUCUCUGCUAACAAGUAUAGCCUGGAGACAUCAUCAUCGAAGGAGGCAUAAGGGAAAAUGUGACAAGGCCAAAUGGGCUUCCAAGCUUAUUCAAGACUAUAAUGUGACUCUUGUUUUCACCGUUGACUUAAAGGGUUGUGGCAACUUCAGUAGUGUGCAGAAAGCAGUUGAUGCUGUUCCUGAAUCUAGCUGUGAUACCACCCUUAUCAUUGUCGAUUCUGGAACAUACAGGGAGAAGGUCGUGGUGCAGGCCAACAAAACAAACUUGAUACUUCAAGGUCAAGGGUAUCUUAAUACAAUCAUUGAAUGGAAUGACACAGCAAAUUCCACCGGAGGGACUUCCUAUAGCUACUCGUUUGCCGUCUUUGCUUCUAAGUUCACUGCUUACAGCAUCAGCUUUAAGAACACGGCUCCUCCACCGUCACAAGGAGUGGUUGGGGCACAGGCAGUGGCAAUGAGAGUUACAGGUGAUCAAGCCGCAUUCCAUGGGUGUGGGUUUUAUGGUGCACAGGACACACUCAAUGAUGACAAUGGGAGACAUUAUUUUAAAGAAUGUUUCAUACAAGGAUCCAUUGAUUUCAUAUUUGGAAAUGGUAGAUCACUUUAUGAGGAUUGUACCAUAAACUCUAUAGCAAAAGAAGAGUUGGUAGGGGUUAGCGGGUCAAUCACAGCUCAAGGGCGACAAUCCAUGAGCGAGCAAACAGGAUUUUCCUUUGUGAAUUGUAACAUCAUUGGGAGUGGGAAAGUGUGGCUUGGAAGAGCUUGGGGAGUGUGUGCCACUGUCGUCUUCUCAAAAACAUUUAUGUCUGAUGUCGUAGCUCCUGAUGGAUGGAACGAUUGGAGUGUUCCCUCUAGAGAUCAGAGUGUCUUCUUUGGGGAGUACCAUUGUGUGGGAGUGGGAGCAAAUUAUACGUCUAGAGUCUCUUAUGCGAAGCAACUCAGGGAUUACGAAGCAAUCUCCUACAUGAAUAUUUCUUACAUUGAUGGAAAUGAUUGGCUUCUUAAUGAUUUUCAGGACUACCAUUCAUACAUAUAG